Molecule: messenger RNA, 1243 nt
Organism: Trichoplusia ni (cabbage looper)
Lineage: Eukaryota; Metazoa; Arthropoda; Insecta; Lepidoptera; Noctuidae
Cellular component (GO): plasma membrane
Source: RefSeq, a predicted model, not a curated record
UCUUUGACGGAGUUAUCAACCGGAGCGUUGAUUGACCCUAAGUUUCCAAAAAUAUAAGCCUCUCAACCCUUGGAAUGUUGAUCAAAAUAUACGUCAAUAAGUGAUUAUAAGCAGGCGCAUUGUGGGGCCUGCACCGGCGCCGGCGCAGCUCUAUAAGUCUAUAAAGUUCAUCGUCAGUUCGCAGCGGACGGUGGCGGGGCUCGCGCGCAUCUCGCUCUCGCGGAACCGAUAUAGAACCAUCUCGCCUCACGUCCCAGUGAUACACUAAAACGAACAAAGGGUGCUUCCUAGUUUAAUUUAGAAUUAAAAGGGCGACAUGGCGAUGCUUAGCCCGAGAGUGUGGUGGGUGUGCGUCGCACUGCUGGUGUGGACUCCGCACACAUACAGCAGGGAGUUCACGCACGAAGACAUCAGAGAAGCCAUGCUGUCCCUGGUCCACAUGAUCCGGAUGUCAGAAGACAAACUGGAACGACAUGAAUUCAGAGAGAGGACUCUUGGAGACCAGCUGAAGAAAAUGCUGAUCGGGCUUGACAAGAAACACAGAGCUCUGGAACCAUUGAAAGGGAUGAUCUCAAGACUUGACGACCGUCUGUCUAACGUGGAAACUAUACUUCUACAGAGAGAAGAACGUGAAAAGUCAUCCCAAGCGAAAAUAAAUGAAGCACUAGAAGGCAUACAGAAGGCGCUGGUGGCGUUAGCACCUGCUCCUCCUCCACCGAUAGACCUGGACAACAACCUGUCUGCCAACGACGACGCUAUUCAACGGAGGCUAGACACCACUGACGCUAAGAUCGACGCUGUCAAGAAGGAAAUCAAAACUCUGAAAAACACUUUAAAUCCGGAGACAUUCCGUUCGAUGUGCUUAGAAGCAGCUUCCGACACAAAUCCAUUUGAGAAGCACAUAUCAGAAGCUGAGAAACUUCUAAACAAAUAUGAAACGAAACUCAGUGAGUACAAUGGAACCAAAGUGCAGACCGACUUCGUACCACUGAACGAAGUGUCGCUAGCUGACGAGGCGUGGCACAGCAAGAUGAGUGAAGUGAUGGAGCGCCAAGAAAAGGAAAUAAAGAAGAUCCAGCAGUUGUUGUCUGACGCGGAGAGCAUGUGGAAGGACCUCCCGCGACUGGCCGACAUCAACCGCGCCACCAACCAGACCAUUGACACCGUCACCAAGGCCACGGAGACCAUGCUUAUUAACAAUGAAAUGGGUAAGAAAUGUCAUCCCCACAGGAAAGAUGGAUAA